Molecule: messenger RNA, 1107 nt
Organism: Colletotrichum lupini
Lineage: Eukaryota; Fungi; Ascomycota; Sordariomycetes; Glomerellales; Glomerellaceae
Exons: 5
Coding region: 1-1107 (368 amino acids)
Source: RefSeq, a predicted model, not a curated record
AUGACUCAACCCUUAACCUCAAUUCCCCAACCCUCAACUCAGCAACCAGGCAGACGGGUGGCAUGGCCCAGGUACGCACAUACGCACCCAGCCCGACUGCUGGGAACGCACGAGAAUGAGCAAGCAUUGAGUCGUCCUCCUUCCCCUCCGUGCGGUCGCCGUGCGGGUGUCACUGUCAAACUUCAGAGCAUACAGGCAAGCAAGCACCAAGCACGCAGAUGGAAUUUCUCAGAGGGAGCCGAAAGGUCGGUCCAGAACUCCAGCGUCCAAAUGCACGUCGCUACGGAUACGGAGCGCUGCAUGCGAUAUCCCACGACAUCCGACCUCCAACGCCCCCUGGUUGGACCCUGUAUGAGUCUGCCACUGUGCAAAAAGCCCCAAAGAACCGUCCUGAACCAUCUUGGGGUUCUUCCGCUGCAUCCCCCAAUCAACCUGAAUAAUGCGGAACCUCUGGCCAGGGAAGCGAAAGCAGGAUUCGAUACCACAAUUCAGCCCACCAGGUUGGUAACUUGGGCUUGCAGUGCUCCACGCACAUGGCAUUUUGUGGUCUUCCAGGUUGCAAACUUGAGAAUUCCAACUCCCUGCUAUACAGCGCAGUAUUCCCUCCGUCUUUGGUCGAUUGUCGCACUCUAUUCCGUCGUACCCCUCUCAAGUACCCACCUGUGCCUUCAAGGUAGACGCUCUCGUCUCAAGUCGCCGUCAUUACUGACGCUGCAUGCGCUGGGUUCUGUCCGCCACAACUACUUCGGUUUUCGCUUCAACUCUGCAACCAAAGAUCGCCAUGACAUCUUUGCCCAAUGCGCACCGCUCAAUCAGCCGUUCAUUGUGUUUAUCGCCGUUACGCCCUGUUCAACUCUUCUCGCGAGAUCUCAUCCUUGGUACCGGCGGGUAUCUGUAGGAAGAUGCCCAUCCAUCUCCCUGGCCAAAAGGGUCGUUCUUGAGAAGCUCACGACUCGCACUGCCGAUCCUCUCCUCCACAUAGCAAUCAUGGCAAACAAGGCCCGUAGGCCUGUGCCUGUGCUUGCCCUGAUCGCAGAUUGUUACCCACAUGUCGCAAUAUCGCCGAUGAUCCAUGAUCCAUUCCUUCUUCGUGUCUUCCAGAAGUAA